Pimephales promelas (fathead minnow) is the source of this 4015-nucleotide messenger RNA. RefSeq names its product oxysterol binding protein-like 3a (gene osbpl3a). Gene Ontology annotation, molecular function: cholesterol binding. The record is from RefSeq and is a predicted model, not a curated record. Lineage: Eukaryota; Metazoa; Chordata; Actinopteri; Cypriniformes; Leuciscidae. Gene Ontology annotation, cellular component: perinuclear endoplasmic reticulum; nuclear membrane; plasma membrane.
AAACAGCUCGGGGUUCAAACCUGAGCUGGUAAAAGUCAACUUAAAACUUGCGGUCGCCGUCGCCUCCACCUCCACCUCCACCUUCCCCUUCACUCUCGGAUUACAGCGGUGCGUCAGAGACAUUUCACUCGCGAUAAUCUUCUCAGAAGGGAAGUUACCAAUAUUUGAUUUCGGCAGGUAGUAGAAGAACAGGGAUGGUGAAACCGGUGUCAGCCACUUGUUCCAAAGUAUAAAUGUGCUGAUAAGGCGAUUUUAUAAGUGGACCGCCGGUGACACGACGACAGAGGCUACCUGGCAACUGUGUAAAUUAAUUACAAGAUGAGUUCAGACGAGCAAAUGGCACCACUGUCUCCCAAGACAUCACCCGCCACACCAAGCAUGACACCAUUUACACAACGGAAAGAGAGUAAUUCCUCGUCAGAAGACAACAAACAGGAGAGCUGGGAGGUGGUUGAAGAUUUGCGGGGAUUAACAGAAAAUAUUCAGGAGCCUGAGAAGCAGGAAGGUUUGCUGUUGAAAAAGAGGAAGUGGCCAAUGAAAGGCUGGCAUAAGAGAUAUUUCCUGCUCGAAAGGGGGAUUCUUACAUAUGCCAAGACUGGGACUGAUCUAAAGAAGGGAAGGUUACGAGGUCGCAUUGAUGUUGGUCUCUCUGUCAUGGCCAUGAAGAAGAAGUCAAUGUGCAUCGACUUGGACACUGAGGACAGUAUCUAUCACCUCAAGGCAAAGACUCGAGAUCUGUUUGAAAAGUGGGUGACGCAACUACGUCUUCAUCGAAUGUUCCGUCAGAACGAGAUAGCUAUGGAGCCUCCCGAGCGACACCUGCAAUCUGACUCCGUCUCCAACAGACGACGUUCAUUUCAUUCCAAGCAGCCUUUAGCCCUUUUGAAGAACAGCUGGCUCCAAAACUCACAAGACAUGGAGAAGUGCUGCAAAGAUCUGUCGGAGUGUGAUACUUCGUUGCUGGAAUUAAAUCUUCUUCUGAAAAAUAUGGAAGUUCUUCACCGAGCGUUCUCGGCUCCUGCCAUUAACUUUCUGCAGACUGAAGGCUCCAAAAAAGAGAAACGAGGACACAAAAAAUGGAGAUCAAAGAAUUAUAGCAAGGAAAAUAAAAGUGCGUUACAGCAGAAUCCUGACACUUCAUCUUCCCGUCUGCACGUAUCUCAUCCAAACUUGGUAUAUUCAGAGCCCGUUUCACCAGACUCAUGCCUGGAUAGUCCAGACUCGCCCACGGAAGCCUCUCGGAUGCAGGAGGAGUUCUUUCGACUCGCUGCCACUAUCAAUUCCACUCUUAGGUCAGCGUAUACUUCCCUUUGCUCAGAAAGAGACAGAGUCAGGAACACAUUAGAUCGUAUCAGUGAGAAGGAUGUCCUUGAUGGGUCACGCCCUCUGCUGCAGCAAGUGUCCAGUGAGAGUCGAGGGUCAAUCCCAGAGUCCUUAUCAGAGUUCUUUGACGCUAAAGAGUAUCUGCUGUCUGGCAGUUCGUCUGAGAAUGAGUUGUCUGAUGAUGAUUCGUACGUCAGUGAUGUGAGUGACAGCACAUCAGUAGAGUAUUGCAGGAAUGAGAACGGCUGCAUGAGGGAGAAUUUUGGUAAUGGCAAUGAGAGUGCAGUGAUGAGACGAGGCCGUUUGCCAAGUCCACGCGUGAACGAGAGCGUGAAUCUGUGGAGUAUUCUGCGCAGUAACAUCGGUAAAGACCUGUCGAAAGUGGCCAUGCCCGUCCAACUCAAUGAGCCCAUGAACACUCUGCAGAGACUGUGUGAGGAAGUUGAGUACUGCCACCUGCUGGACACCGCUGCAAACACACGCAACCCACACAUGCGCAUGGUAUAUAUAGCAGCAUUUGCUGUGUCAGCCUAUGCAUGUUCGUUCACUAGAGCUGGAGGAAAACCCUUUAAUCCUAUACUGGGAGAGACAUACGAGUGUCUUCGGCCAGAUAAGGGCUUCCGCUUCAUUGCUGAACAGGUCAGUCACCAUCCACCUGUGUCCGCUUGUCACUGUGAGUCCAAAAGCUACACAUUUUGGCAAGAUAUCCGUUGGAAGAAUAAGUUUUGGGGGAAAUCAAUGGAGAUUGUUCCCAUGGGAGUCACUCACUUAGAGUUGCCAGGUUUUGGGGAUCGAUAUGAGUGGAGUAAGGUCACUUCAUGCAUUCAUAACAUUCUAAGUGGUCAGCGCUGGAUCGAACACUAUGGGGAAAUGUCAAUCAAGCACUCAAACAUGAUGGGAGAUGUCAGUCAUUGCAAAGUCACUUUCCUUAAGUCGAGAUCUGGAGGUCUGAAUGCUAAUGAGGUAGAGGGUGUGGUCACUGAUUCAGAGGGGCGUGUCAUUCACUCUCUGUUUGGCAAAUGGAACGAGGCCUUGUACCUUGGAAAACCGCCCUCGGCAACCUGCAUCUGGAGAGCAAAUCCUAUACCUGAGGACCACGAGCUGUACUAUGGAUUCACCCAAUUUGCAAUUGAGCUAAAUGAAUUGGAGGAGAGUUUAAUGCCACUCUUGCCCCUGACGGACACUCGUUUUAGACCCGACCAAAGAUUACUUGAAGAGGGUGAUCUUGCCGGAGCAGAAGAACAGAAAGAAAGAAUUGAAGUCCUUCAAAGAGAGAGGAGGAGAGUCCUGCAAGAAAAUAACAUGACACACUCACCCCGAUUUUUCAAACGUGCUGAAGACGACUCGUGGGUGAGCAAUGGCACUUACUGGGACCUCAGGAAGGACCCUGGGUUCAGCAAACUAGAAUUCCCUGUGCUCUGGUGACCAUUCUCUUUCUGCUCUGAUUGUAUAUAUAUAUUGUGUGUACUGUGUUUAUCUUGAUGGUUUUUGUAUUGGUAUUUAUCUUUGCUAAACAGACAUUUAUUCCACAAUAUAGAUACACAUCAAUGCCUUACUUGUCAAACUGCCUUGUUGAUGUUACAUGCAAAAGCACAGACCAAAGACUGUUGUACAGUAAGUGCCUGGAUAUAAUUAAUGCAUUUAUAAUUAAUAAGUAAAGGAGAAAAAAUCAUCUUAUUAAUUAAUCAAAUAAAGUAAGAUUUAAGAUUGAUUUAGAAUUUUAAAGACAAACACUUAAGAUCACCCUAAAAUAAAUAAGAUUUUUUUUUUUUUUUGUAAAUUAAGCUUAUUUUUGGACCAUAAUGAUUUUUAAAUUUUUGCAUUAUUGAUUUGAUUUUUUUUUUUUUUUUUGCUUUCAUUCCCAUUACUGUAAUCUGAAAAAUUGUAGAGUAUUUAUACAACAUGGUAGUAUUUGUUGUACUGCCUUUUAUUAUAUUGGCACAAAAUAUUGUAAGAAAUUAAAUAUAAAAAGUUCUACAGUAAUGAGAAUUUUGGGGUACUUAAUUAUCAUGAAAGUAAUAUUCAAACAAUUUUUUAAAAAAAAUAAAUUGUGGUCCUAAAAACAGGCUUGAUGUUCUUUUGUGCAAGAUAUAAUUUCUUAUUUAUAUCUCUCUUUUUUUCCUUAAAUAAUAAUUGAUUUUGAGUGAAAUCUAGACUGAAUAGCUUAAAGAGAUUUACCCCAGGGUACUAUAUUCAAUGUUUGAAAGCCACAGUUCAUCAAUUACUGACUCUUAAAAUCCACUCCGGCAUUCUAGAAAUAUAUAUAUAUGUCCAUAAAUAUUUUUGCACAGGGAUUUGUCUUUCUUUAAAGGGAUAUUAAUAGAAAACGAAUGAAAAAAUAUAUAAAAUGUUUAAAAUAAAUUGUCUAAAACAAUGAUUGUGUACUGGAUGGAAAUUUUAUGUCAUGUACAUGCCUGUCCUCCUUUUUCUGUGUAUGUAUGUAAAAGAGAGAGAGCGAUAUUCUGUGUGUGCUCAUGUGGUAUACCAUGUUACACUUGAAAACUGUUGUCCUGUUUCUGUAAAUUGUGGGUUUGGUGUUUUAGAUGUGAUAAACACAACCUUUCUUUUCUUAGUCAGUGACAUACUUUCAAAAGAAUUUAAACAGAUCUGCGACUGUUGCUUUCAGAGGAUUGGAAACAAAUUGCAUCAGUGUAUGACUGACCACAUGUUUGCUUUGCACAAUAAAUGUAGU